UCCAAGGUGGAGGACAUUGUGCAGGAGGUCUAUGAUGCCUACAAGACAAACCGUCACUCCUCACAGUAUGUCCUGCAGCGGGAGAAGCACUUCCAUUACCUGAAGAGAGGGCUCCGACAGCUCACGGAAGCCUACGAGGUACUGGGAAUGCCAGAUCUCUCUCCGUGGAGCCACUGCGUCUGGAUGCCAGCCGGGCGGAUCCUGCACAGCCUGGAGCUGCUGAAUGAGCCCAUUCCUGAGUCAGUGGCCUCUGAUGUCUGCCAGUUCCUGAAGCGCUGCCAGAGCCCCCAGGGUGGGUUUGGGGGCGCUGGCCACCACCCGCAUCUCGCCCCCACCUAUGCUGCUGUCAACGCGCUCUGCAUCAUCGGCACGGAGGAGGCUUUUGAUGUCAUUGACAGGAAGAAGCUGAUGGAAUAUCUACACUCGCUGAAGCAGCCCGAUGGCUCCUUCCUCAUGCAUGUGGGUGGAGAGGUGGAUGUCAGGAGCGCCUACUGCGCCGCCUCGGUGGCCUCCCUGACCAAUAUCCUCACUCCCACACUCUUCGCUGGGACGGCUGAGUGGAUCGCCAGGUGCCAGAACUGGGAGGGUGGGAUCGGCGGUGUGCCGGGCAUGGAGGCGCAUGGCGGCUACACCUUCUGCGGCAUGGCCGCGCUGGUCAUCCUCAAGCAGGAGCAUUUGCUGAACCUCCGGAGCCUCCUGCGCUGGGUGACUGGGAGGCAGAUGCGCUUCGAGGGUGGAUUCCAGGGCCGCUGCAACAAGCUGGUGGAUGGGUGCUACUCCUUUUGGCAAGCUGGGCUCCUGCCCCUGAUCCAUCGGGCACUCCAUGCCGGGGGUGACACGGCGCUCAGCAUGGCACACUGGAUGUUCGACCGGCUGGCACUGCAGGAGUUGCGGGACUGCCAGUGCCCAGCCGGGGGACUGCUGGAUAAGCCAGGAAAAUCCCGGGAUUUCUACCACACCUGCUACUGCCUGAGCGGGCUGGCCAUCGCCCAGCACUUUGGAAGUGGAGACCUCCACAAUGAGGUGGUCUUGGGUGUCCCUGAGAACUGCCUGCAGCCCACACACCCUGUCUACAACAUCGCCCCGGAGAAGGUGGCGAGGGCAGUGACGUACUUCCUGCAGUAUCCCGUGCCCAGCCUGGAUCCGGCACCUGCUGCCGACUAA
Acanthisitta chloris (rifleman) is the source of this 1164-nucleotide messenger RNA. Its product is annotated as protein farnesyltransferase subunit beta-like. The transcript is spliced from 11 exons. Lineage: Eukaryota; Metazoa; Chordata; Aves; Passeriformes; Acanthisittidae. Gene Ontology annotation, biological process: protein farnesylation. The annotation marks the transcript as partial. Gene Ontology annotation, cellular component: protein farnesyltransferase complex. The record is from RefSeq and is a predicted model, not a curated record. Gene Ontology annotation, molecular function: protein farnesyltransferase activity.